UGGGCAGCGGAAACCCUAAGCAGAGACAUCGCAGAGACAGGCGUCUUCGUACUCGCCUCUCGCUGCGCCUCCGAGCUUUCGCCUUCCCCCUUCACCAUACACAUUUCGCAGUCCAUCCGCACCGAUCCGCCACCAUGAGGGAGUGCAUCUCGAUCCACAUCGGCCAGGCUGGUAUCCAGGUCGGAAACGCGUGCUGGGAGCUCUACUGCCUCGAGCAUGGCAUUCAGGCUGAUGGACAAAUGCCUGGUGACAAGACCGUUGGAGGAGGUGAUGAUGCUUUCAACACCUUCUUCAGUGAGACUGGUGCGGGGAAGCAUGUCCCCCGUGCUGUCUUUGUGGAUCUGGAACCCACUGUGAUUGAUGAGGUGCGGACUGGCACUUACCGCCAGCUCUUCCACCCUGAGCAGCUCAUCAGUGGCAAGGAGGAUGCAGCCAACAACUUUGCCCGCGGUCACUAUACCAUUGGCAAGGAGAUUGUUGAUCUCUGUCUCGACCGCAUCAGGAAGCUUGCAGACAACUGCACUGGUCUCCAAGGCUUCCUUGUGUUCAAUGCUGUUGGGGGUGGAACUGGAUCCGGUCUUGGUUCUCUUCUCCUUGAGCGGCUCUCUGUUGACUAUGGAAAGAAGUCCAAGCUUGGGUUCACCGUGUACCCAUCUCCUCAGGUCUCCACCUCUGUCGUUGAGCCAUACAACAGUGUCCUGUCCACCCACUCUCUUCUUGAGCACACUGAUGUGGCUGUCCUUCUCGACAAUGAGGCCAUCUAUGACAUCUGCCGCCGUUCUCUUGAUAUUGAGCGCCCAACCUACACCAACCUCAACAGGCUUGUCUCUCAGGUCAUAUCAUCACUGACUGCAUCCCUGAGGUUUGAUGGUGCUCUUAAUGUUGAUGUUAAUGAGUUCCAGACCAACCUUGUGCCCUAUCCAAGGAUCCACUUCAUGCUUUCAUCCUAUGCCCCAGUGAUCUCUGCUGAGAAGGCUUACCAUGAGCAGCUUUCUGUUGCUGAGAUCACCAACAGCGCCUUUGAGCCUUCCUCCAUGAUGGCAAAGUGUGACCCUCGCCAUGGCAAGUACAUGGCCUGCUGUCUCAUGUACCGUGGUGAUGUUGUGCCCAAGGAUGUGAAUGCAGCUGUUGCCACCAUCAAGACUAAGCGCACUAUCCAGUUUGUUGACUGGUGCCCCACUGGCUUCAAGUGUGGCAUCAACUACCAGCCACCUAGCGUUGUCCCAGGUGGUGACCUUGCCAAGGUCCAGAGGGCAGUGUGCAUGAUCUCCAACUCCACCAGUGUUGUUGAGGUCUUCUCCCGCAUUGACCACAAGUUUGAUCUCAUGUACGCCAAGCGUGCCUUUGUCCACUGGUAUGUGGGUGAGGGCAUGGAGGAGGGAGAGUUCUCUGAGGCCCGUGAGGAUUUGGCUGCCCUGGAGAAGGAUUAUGAAGAGGUUGGUGCAGAGUUCGACGAGGGUGAUGAAGGCGAUGAGGGCGAUGAGUACUAGAGCCUGUAUCCUGUUGCAAUCCCAAGGCCUGCUAUUGCUGUUAUCCUGUGAUCUGCCAUGAGUGGCUUUAUCUGGUGUUAUCUGUCUGUCUAAACAUUUGAUUUGUGAUGGUUGGUUUACAACCUGUUGUGUUGUAAGGACCUGUGGUUGCUUGGCACCUUUGUUAUUAUGCAUGUUAUGUGGUUGUCUACAC
Brachypodium distachyon (stiff brome) is the source of this 1683-nucleotide messenger RNA. RefSeq names its product tubulin alpha-1 chain. NCBI's taxonomy places the organism in Eukaryota, Viridiplantae, Streptophyta, Magnoliopsida, Poales, Poaceae. Gene Ontology annotation, molecular function: GTP binding; structural constituent of cytoskeleton. Gene Ontology annotation, cellular component: cytoplasm; microtubule. Bases 135 to 1490 code for a protein of 451 amino acids. The transcript is spliced from 4 exons. Gene Ontology annotation, biological process: microtubule cytoskeleton organization; mitotic cell cycle. The record is from RefSeq and is a predicted model, not a curated record.